GAGGUGAGGGGAGCCCGGACACGGUGGCCGGGCCGGCGGAGGAACAUGAAGCUGAAAUGGCUACUGUGUGUGACCCUGCUAGCCCUUGGGAUCCUUGCUGUUCAGGCACAUGAUACAGAUGAAGACAAUGAUGUUGAUGAUGUAGUUGAUAUUGAGGAUGACUUGGAUGAUGGUAUUGACGAGGUGGAAGAGUCAAAGUCUGAAACAAGCAGUCCUCCUCCAGCUCCAAAGGUUACUUACAGGCCUCCUGUCCCAACUGGUGAAGUGUAUUUUGCAGAAUCUUUCGAUAAAGGAACUCUGGAUGGAUGGAUCCUUUCCAGAGCCAAGAAAGACGAUACAGAUGAUGAGAUUGCCAAAUAUGAUGGUAAAUGGGAAGUACAAGACAUGAAGGAAACAAAGCUUCCAGGAGACAAAGGGCUUGUAAUGGUAACUCGAGCCAAGCAUCAUGCAAUUUCAUCUAAACUUUCCAAGCCAUUUGUGUUUGAUACUAAACCCCUUAUUAUACAGUAUGAAGUAAACUUCCAAAAUGGAAUUGAGUGUGGUGGGGCCUAUGUGAAACUACUUUCAAAAACCCCUGAGUUGAACCUGGACCAGUUCCAUGACAAAACUCCAUAUACAAUAAUGUUUGGCCCAGACAAAUGUGGAGAGGACUAUAAAUUGCACUUCAUCUUCCGGCACAAAAACCCAAAGACUGGCAAAUACGAGGAGAAGCACGCAAAGCGUCCAGAUGCAGAUCUGAAGACUUACUUUACUGAUAAGAAGACUCAUCUUUAUACUCUAGUCUUGAAUCCUGACAAUAGUUUUGAGAUACUGGUUGAUCAAACGGUUGUCAACAGUGGGAAUUUGCUAAAUGAUAUGUCUCCUCCUGUGAAUCCACCCCGAGAGAUUGAGGACCCAAAUGACCAGAAACCUGAGGACUGGGAUGAGAGACCAAAAAUCCCAGACCCAGAUGCUGUUAAACCAGAUGACUGGGAUGAGGAUGCUCCCGCAAAGAUUGCGGAUGAAAACGCUGUGAAACCAGAGGGCUGGCUGGAUGAUGAGCCUGAGUAUGUAGCAGACCCUGAUGCUGAGAAACCUGAAGAUUGGGAUGAAGAUAUGGAUGGUGAAUGGGAGGCACCUCAGAUUGCAAAUCCUAAAUGUGAGACAGCUCCUGGCUGUGGUACCUGGCAGCGCCCAAUGAUCGACAAUCCAAACUACAAAGGCAAAUGGAAACCUCCUAUGAUUGAUAACGUGAACUAUCAGGGUAUAUGGAAACCUAGAAAGAUCCCAAACCCAGAUUUUUUUGAAGACUUAGAACCUUUCAAGAUGACUCCCUUCAGUGCUGUGGGACUUGAGUUAUGGUCCAUGACAUCUGACAUCUUUUUUGACAACUUUAUCAUCUGUACUGAGAGAGCUGUGGCUGAUGAUUGGGCCAGUGAUGGAUGGGGACUGAAAAAGGCAGCUGAUGGUGCUGCAGAGCCUGGUGUUGUGGGCCAGAUGAUGGCAGCUGCUGAAGAGCGUCCCUGGCUUUGGGUAGUCUACAUCCUCACUGUGGCUUUGCCAGUGUUCCUUGUUGUCCUUUUCUGCUGUUCUGGGAAGAAACAGCCAAGUGCUGCAGAGUACAAGAAGACCGAUGCUCCUCAGCCUGACAUAGUGGAUGAUGAGAAAGAAGAAGAAAAAGAUAAAGGGGAAAAAGAAGAGGAGGAGGAAGAGGAGGAUGCAAAUGAGGAAAAGCUUGAGAAGCAGAAAAGUGAUGCUGAUCUAGGAAGUGCUAGUCAAGAGGAAGAAGAGGAGGAGGAAGACAGGAAACCUGCAUCAGAGGAGGAGGAAACUGUGAAUAGAUCACCCAGAAACAGAAAGCCAAGGAAAGAUUGAAAAAAGUCAUAAGAACUUGAUCUGUGAUUUCUUUUUUUUGUUGUUGUUUUCAAACAUGGUUCUGGGAGAGGACCUUGGACACCUUACAUUGAAACUUGGACAAACCUCAAGAUUUCACCAUCCACAGGUUCCAGUCACACUAUCCAAUGUAAAGGAGUGUCUAGCAGUAAAAUAUUUGCAAUCAUCUGUUUUAAAGAGCAUCAUUCCUGUAGAAAGAAAGCAUUUAAUAUAAUGGGCUGUGGAUUUUGGAAUGUAACAUAACUAACCUUUUCAUUUUUGGUUUAAAUAUUCUUUUCUGUUCUUAAGUAGAUUGGUAGAAUUUUUCCAGUCUCAAACCUUGGCUUAAUUUAAUAUAUUAAUUAGUGAAAUAUAACAAUGAAUCCUGAAAGUGCUAGGUGAUAAAAAUGCAGUUUUAUAACUAGUUUUUUUUUUACAAAUAUGUAAUUUCCUAAAUGUCUUCAUACCCCUUAAAAUUUGGUAAUUGUUUGAAGAAAAGUUGUCAAUGCAUUUAACAGCACCCCUGCCCUCAAAAGAAAAGACAGCUAGAGGGGAUGUAUGGAGAAACCAGUAGUGAAACUCUCUAAUCAAUCAACUUCAUUUUUGUGGAGGAGGUAAAAGAGGAAGAAGGGGAGUAGAAGGAAGGGGUCAGGCAGUCUAUAGGAUAUAUGAAUAUUGUGCAUGGCUAAAGCCAUGUUAAAUGUUGACAAAUGAUCUAGGAUUUGGAGUGGGUCAUCUUAAUGUGGCAUUUAAUCCUGCAGAGCUUUCAGACAACCAAGUUUAUUUGUUCUUGAACUCUUUGUAAAGCUGAGGGUUGCUGGGGAGGUGUGGUUAAGCUACUUCCCUCUUUGCCCUCUGUUCAGCCACCAGUGUUUUCCUCUCUGUGAUGAUACGGCUCUUCCUGAGAGCAGCUUUGCCUCAGUUGCUGAAGCACUUCAUGUUCAGCUCAUUGUCAAACUCGAUUUCAUAGCUAGGCCUACUCAUUUCCAGGGUCCAAACACUGAAUAAGGCAGUGUCCCAUAUCCUCUCACUGUUGUCACUGUAUGUCUGCUGUAGAAAUGGGGGAGGUAGACAGGUAGGCAAGUUGAACUGUUUGUUAAGGAAAAAAAAACCAAAAAAAAAAAAAAAAAAAAAAAAAAAAAACAAAAA
This is a messenger RNA of Cinclus cinclus, 3000 nucleotides long. RefSeq names its product calnexin (gene CANX). Gene Ontology annotation, cellular component: endoplasmic reticulum membrane; endoplasmic reticulum. Lineage: Eukaryota; Metazoa; Chordata; Aves; Passeriformes; Cinclidae. Gene Ontology annotation, molecular function: calcium ion binding. The transcript is spliced from 15 exons. The record is from RefSeq and is a predicted model, not a curated record. Gene Ontology annotation, biological process: protein folding. Bases 46 to 1854 code for a protein of 602 amino acids.